Molecule: messenger RNA, 5898 nt
Organism: Silurus meridionalis
Lineage: Eukaryota; Metazoa; Chordata; Actinopteri; Siluriformes; Siluridae
Gene: gpr179
Product: G protein-coupled receptor 179
Exons: 11
Coding region: 1055-5722 (1555 amino acids)
Biological process (GO): G protein-coupled receptor signaling pathway
Cellular component (GO): membrane
Molecular function (GO): G protein-coupled receptor activity
Source: RefSeq, a predicted model, not a curated record
CUGAACACACUCAUGCUUUAAUGAUGUUUAUUUUAUAUGUCCUGUCGAGAAGAUGUCUCAUAAGAUUCCGUUAAAAGAUGUCAAAAUCGUAUAAAUCACAUUUCAUGAUUUUGAACAAUAACAGCAAUUUAAACAUAUUUGCACCUUUUUGUUGUUUGGUUUGUUUUCUUUUUUUUAUAAAUGAAUCUACAAUAUUGAUGGUGGUAUAAACUUGGCGUCAUUAUGAACGUAUUAAGAUUUGGAUUCAUUCAGGUAGGACACCACUAAAGGCCUGGGGGGUCAAAUCCACGACCCACCACUUGAUUUUUGUCUAUAUAAUAUACUUCUAUACAUUUAUAAAUGUCACCUUUAAUACCUUUAUAUUAGUCUUUGUUACAUGCAAUAUCCUGGAGGACCAGAUGAUGUCGCUGUAAUCAAACAGUUCUCUCUAAAGUUAUAUGUAUAGGCAUUGUAAUGCAGCAUUUCUGAGAAAUCAGACAGUUGUUACAUUCUUUGAUUGUAGAUCAAAUGUUUAUUUGUGGUAUCUUCUAGAUAUGCAGCCCAUCUUAGAUUAGAUCUUGGUAUCAAACAAACACACCAUAAAAACUCAAUCUGAGGAGAGAGCUGGUUUAAUCCAGAGCAUGGUGAGAGUCUGAUAGAUGGUGUAAUCAUCAGGAUUACCAUGCAAUGCACUUUUCCACUCACACACACACCUCCUGCAGCUUUAACAGCUGUAUGUGUCUCAUCACCCCCAAUACUGAGGAGAGACCUGAGUGGUAGGAACAGCGAGUGAGACGUAGAAGUUUACCAGAGUAAACAACGAUCCUAUGAGCAUUGGGGUAUUUUAUAUUUAUACUUGGCAGGGUUUUUGUAACGAUUACACCUGAGCAUCUGUGGAGCAUCAGAUGGUUCUUAAUUUCUGCUGGGUGAUUUUUUAGUCAUUAUAUCUAAGGUAAACUGCAUGUUUCCAUUAAGGACCACUGAAAUCUUCAAUAACGACUACAGCUGCUACAGAUUUUUCCAUCUCUAUGCCUGGGAGUAGGAGCAUCGAAGUUCAGAGAUGGUUUAACAACUAAUGGGAAAUUGCAUUGAGUGCAGCAGAGAGAUGUGGAUCUACAUGACGACAAGCUUCCCGGACAAACUGCUGAUCCUGCUUUUCCUUUCAUCCCUGCUCUCUGCCCAGCUCAGCCCCAAUUUGAACUCCGGCACUUCUUCCAGCCAGGGACCCACUCCAUUAUCCUCCAAUACAAGAUGUACAGUUGAAGAAGAGCUUGCUGGCAACAUGCAGUCUCCUAGUGUGAGCACAAAUCCUCCAGUAGUAGUAGAAGAGAAAGAGCAAGACUGGUCUGUGCCUGAAAAUUACCUCUACACCGGUGAUGCCUCUCUCCUGAGUUCUUCACGCUGCAGUAAAGCUUUUCAGUUGACUGCUCAGCAUGGUGCUAUUCCACAUAACAUCAAGGCUCUCCUUUACCAGUCUACAACGUCUCUGACCAACACGGUGAACUUCCUCAACUUCAUCUUUCAGGCAAGUGAUCUAAGAGAGACCAGCUUAAGAGAAGACAUAGAUUGGUACCAUUCGCUGAUCCGAUCCAUGCUUGUUGGGGAAAGACCUAGCCUGGUGAGAAAUGCUCUUCUAAGCUUUAAUGCUGAUCCUACAACAACUCAACCACAACUGGUUCUCUUGGCCUCCAAGGGCUUAUCCCAGGAUAUCUACCUACAGGACCUCACUUUGGCCUGGGAAAAACCUCAAUCAUUGCCUCAUGGCUUUAAUCAGAGCUGGUUCAAAUUACUGAAUUCCAACAAUCCAUCCUUUCCUGGCUUGUCUAGACAGGUCCUGCGAAAUGACCUCAGCACCCUGGACACACCCAAGUGGGCACAUGGGGGCACCUAUGUAACUAAUAGUAGUGGACUUCAGUGGGGUGAAGCCCCAUUUCUGGAGUGUAUGGAAGGGCGGUACCUGCCUGGGUGGUUGCUUACACUUUCUAUGCCUUUUUAUGGACUGAAGCCAGACCUCAGUCCUGAGUUCAGAGGUGUGAUCCGUCUAGAUGUGAAUAUCCAGGAUUUCGAUGUGAACCAGUGUGCCAUUGGGAAUUUCUGGUUUGCUGACACACAUAAGUGUAACCGUACCAGCAUGGAGUGUGAGCCGAUUCUUGGGAAGGGGUUUCGUCUUGGUCAGUACUGCUGCCGAUGUAAAAACGGAUACUACAGCCUUCCAGCGGUCACAGAAGACCAGUUGGAUGAUGGUUCCAGGAUUACCCAUGGGUGUUACCCACUGAUCCCCAUGUGUGUGCCCUGCUGGCCGGGAUGUAAGCAGUGUCAGGAUGGUUCUCCGUGUUGGGUUGACCAGGACUGGAAGCUGAGAGUGGUUCUGCUCGCUGUGCACAGCUUCUUCAUGGCACUUGUGCUGAUCAGCAUGCUGAGAGUAUACCAGUGCCGGAGGACGAGGCCAAUUCGAGCAUCUGGUCUCCUGUUGCUGGAAAUCAUUCUCUUCGGCUCUCUGCUCCUUUACUUUCCCGUUUUGAUCAUAUAUUUCAAGCCCAGCACAUUUCGCUGCAUCCUGCUCCGCUGGGUGCGUUUGCUCGGCUUCGCCGUCGUUUACGGCACUGUGACGUUGAAAAUGUACAGGGUUCUUAACGUGUUCCUCUCGUGCACGGCCCAGAGACUCCCCUACAUGUCCAGCACCAGUGUGCUCAGGAUGCUGGGAGUGAUGCUGCUCACAGUCAAAUGGUUUCUGUGCGCUUGGUCUAUGGGGGUCCUUCAAAACCAAGAUCGUAACAUCCCUCUGCUGACUACGUUAACCACCUGGGAUGGGCAGAAGUUCAGAGCGUGUGAUUUGGACCGAUGGGAUUACAUGAUGGCUAUGGCGGAACUGAUGUUCCUGUGCUGGAGCAGUUCCCUCAGCAGUGCAGUGAAGGCUGUGCCCUCUGCUUUCCACGAGCCUCGCUACAUGGGCAUCGCCGUCCACAACGAACUGCUCUUCUCCACCAUGUUUCACCUCCUCAGAUUCAUAAAACCGUCUUUACAUCCUGACUGGACGCUCGUGCUGUUCUUUAUCCACGUACACAUCACCAUUACUGUAACACUUGGCCUGCUGUUCUUACCCAAGUUCCUCCACAUCUCUCAACUCAUAAAAGAGGAUAAUGCUUCAGAGAUGUGUGAGGAUGAAGUGGACCUCCGGCGUACAUGUUUACAUGCACAUAACAGUUUUACAUCCGGCUGCUGGAGUGACCACAACCUGGACCCCGAUGACAUUCAGGGUGAGCUGAAGAAACUUUAUGCUCAGUUGGAAGUCCACAAGACCAAGAAAAUGGAAAAGAACAACCCACACCUGCGGAAAAAACGCAGUUCUCGGCUCACGUUCGGCCGGUCCCUUAUUAGACGGAUAACUGAGAUGCCAGAGAGCAUGAGUCGGCAGAGUAGCCGUAGAGAUAAGGACGCUUCGAGAGCUGGAGGAACACCAAAGGGGUCUGGCUCUUUCCUGGCAACUUCUGUAAGCACUCGGGUCAAUAAGAGGAACGAGACAGCGGAGCCGCCGUCUCCACCGGUGAGGGGGACCGUGAUGAAAAAUUCUUCAGUGAAAAGCUGGAUGAACAAGAGUUCCUCAGAGACAGAGUCCAUCGAUAAAGCACCAAUCUUCUACAAGUCAUUCAGUGCUCAAAACCUAACUGUAGACAACAACUUUCUACAACCGGUGUCCACUCGGGUUCAGAAAUCUUUUAGUUUUACAGAACACCACAGCGAUCGCCAUCUGCUUUCGCCUAAUAAGAGCCUGGUGGAAACGGCAGAAAGUUUAAAAACAAAUCUAAAAGAUCAGUUUGGCAACGCUGAUGUUCAAGACGAACAAACUUCAGGCUUAAAUAUGGCAAACCAAAAACAUGCUGAGGAACAAACCAUACCACCAACGUUUACAUCACCCCCCUCACUAAUAUACGUUUGCCCCUGGGAAUUUGCCUCCUCCUUGACCUGCUCUUCUCCCCCUGCAACAAAAACAGAGAGUGGUCUGAAUUCAGAUGUUGAAUCAUCAAGACCAAAACUUUCGAUCUCCUCAAGUGCUCCCGGAUCACCAUACAGCUUUCCCAAUCUGAUGGCCCACUAUGGUUUAUCUUCCCAAUCUGCCACACAGACGCUCCAACUAGCAAAGAGCAUGGUGGACAAAAAAGGAAGGAGUAAAUAUAACAGUAAAAAUGAACUUAUCAGAGAGAAGGGCACAUUCCACCCAGCCAGAUCAGCCACUCUAAGCAGCGCUAUCAAGUCGAUAAAAAGGACACAAACACCAAGACGAUUAAUGACCAGUGAUGAUUCAAAACCAUGUCUUGUUAAACAGGCAGCAAUAAGAGUCUCCCCAGAGAGGAAGUCCAUAAACAAUCCCUCUUCACAUAUCCACCUGUGGGGGUCAGCGUAUGAAAAUAUAACACAAAGUCAAAACUGUGGCGAGCGACGACCGCGUCUGACCGAAAGCACGAAAGACAGAGGUUCUUCAACUGUUCCAAGGUCAACAGAGUAUCAAUGGGACAUUCUGAACAAGACUCGUCCACAAACCACCAUCGCUGAUAUUUGCCCCUGGGAAGUGAUGCAACAAGAUCAAAUGAAACAAAUAACAUCAAACAAAGAUAUUUGUUCACAGGAAUCCCUGGGACAGGCAUCAAGAAUUAAUUAUGAACCUCGGAAAGGAAUUGAGCAACACCACCUCCUUACUGAGGCAGAAAUGCCCCCCGGCGAUGUUGAACAAGAUCCUGCCAAAGUAGUUUCCGAGGCAACAAAGCCAACUGAAAGAGUUAUUUAUGUAAAUUCUCGUCUAGAAGCAAAGAGGCAGAAUCCGGUGCGACAGGAGACACUUCGGACUGAGGUCUGUCCAUGGGAAACAUGCGACACCCAGACAAACCAGGAGAUGAGGUGUGUUGAUGUACAUCCCUGGAAAUCAAAUGCAAGACUACGAAAAAACUCAGAUUCCAAAUGUCUACCAAGGCUUUUAACAAAACAACUUACCGGUGCUGCACAUGUGGAGAUGCGCCCAUGGGAUAUUCCUGAGGGAACUUCCUGCAAAUGGGAAUCAGAACAUCUAGAGAAACCAGGCGAUGAUGUAAAGAAAACUAGAGCAACAAAACAGCCGACAAGCACAGCAGAAACCUGUCCAUGGGAUUUCCCAGAGUCAUCACCUACUGUGAAAGACUAUCUGAGGGAGUCAAAGGAAACAUCACUGAAACCAAAACAAGGAGACACGACAUGGCUUGUGUCCAAGAAAGAAGAUCUCCAUCCUGAAGAAGCAGAGGUGACGGAGAGGUCAGAAGGGAUUACCAUAACAAAGGAAACUGAUAUUUCAGUCCUAGAAAGAGAAUGUGUGCAUGCUAAGAUCAGUCUUUGGGAAACCAUUAUGCUAGAAAGCGAACAGCCGGGGAAAUCUAACGCCGAUUCCGUGUAUACAGAUGACUCUGAGGAGCAAAGAGAUGAAAAUGAUGCUGAUAUCCCCCCACAAGAAACCAAACAAUCAGCUCAAAGUCAAAAUAAUCUUGAAGUGCACAUGUAUCCUUGGGAUCUAGAGGUCUCAGAAAGGGAAAUGAAGGGGAAAAGAGUCAAUCGGCCUCUGACUCGAUGUGAUGCUUUGUGUCCUUGGGAAAUGAAAGGAGGAGCGAAUGCACUUGACCCUGAUAACUCCAAUAUCUUCACCUGGGAGGAACCAAUAGCAGAAGAUGAAAGUGAUGCAGAAACGGCAGCAGAGGCUUUUAUCUUCCCACCUGACUUAUGAGUUCAAAGCUCAAUAACAUGUGCUUCGUUUUAACAAAUUGGACCACCACAGUAACUGUAGACAUCGAUGUACUAAACCACUGCAAAUCAACUGCUAAAAUUAAUGUCCAGGUCCAGUUCCUUUUUAUCCAACAACAUUUAAAGCACAAGGAUCAUUGAGGGACAUUUUAUCUGCAU